This is a messenger RNA of Xenia sp. Carnegie-2017, 2445 nucleotides long. Its product is annotated as stimulated by retinoic acid gene 6 protein-like. Gene Ontology annotation, molecular function: signaling receptor activity; retinol transmembrane transporter activity. The record is from RefSeq and is a predicted model, not a curated record. Lineage: Eukaryota; Metazoa; Cnidaria; Anthozoa; Malacalcyonacea; Xeniidae. The transcript has 18 exons. Bases 151 to 2367 code for a protein of 738 amino acids. Gene Ontology annotation, biological process: vitamin A import into cell. Gene Ontology annotation, cellular component: plasma membrane.
UCGACAUGUAUGCAUGAUCAGAAAUUAAUUUUAAUUUUAGUUGCUUCGUCAUUAGCUGGAUGGUGUGGACUUUAACUCGCAGACUUAGAGCUCAAAUCAAAGAAACGUUGAACGACGGGGAAGGCGAAAGCGAAGAUUUCAAAUUCACACAUGACGACUUUAAUAGAAAAUUUCAUCAAUAUUACUUACGAUAUUCGUUCAAGUAUUGCCAACACAAGUCUGUUGACAAACACCACUAUCUCGGAUUAUGUACUGCGCACAAUCUACGAUCAAUACUUGCUGGGAAUUUUGGCAAAUAGGACAGCCUUAUCGCCAGAAACAAUCGUUACAACAGUCGAAGCUGUUUACGGCAGCGCUGUGUAUUUACAAGCUGUUUACAAACAACUUCAAGAUGGCCGCGUCAGUUCUUCAAUAAACUCUUUUCAAAGUGCGAACACGACAUGUGGUGGUAGAUUUAACAGCGAUAAUAUAAUCGCUUCAGCUUUUACUCCCGCGAUACUUAUGAUAAUUCUUCUGUCGUUCGUGAGUCGACGUGUCGAGAGAAGGAAUUGCUGUAAUGGAAGGCCGGGAUUGGCGAUACCGGUGAAUCUUUUGGACAGUUACGAAGAUCGGUACACCUAUUCGUUUGCGUUUGCAGCAACUGCGUCGAGUAUCGUACAGGUGAUUGUCGACGACGAUUUCUCUCUUAUUUUGGGAAAUGACUUUCGAACAAUUCAACAGGAUAGUCCGUCGUACGUUAAAACAUUGUUGAGAACGGCUACAGCGAUUGUCAUCGGAAUAAGUUAUUAUCCAUUCUUCGCCUGCAUUUCAACCCAACAGCGGUUGCUCGGAGCCAUAUUGGGAACAAUUUAUUCCACUUUCUGGCUUAUAACUUACCUGUUUCAAGUCAUCGACUGCAAUGGUAGUGGCCAGUUGACGGAAGCCGAACUUGUCGUGAGUAAGGCAACGACAAUCCUAUUUCACGGUCUGCUCUUGCUUGCGUUUAUUCGAGUCCUGGUGCGAUCCACGUUCAGCAAAAGACGAGGAAUAGUAGUGUCCGAGGAUGAAUGGAAGGAAAACUACAAGUACAAACAUGUUCAGAAUCUCCUGAAACAAAUUCCAAAAAGCGAAGACGAUUUGGGUGAUGAAAAAAGUAGUAAGAAAGGUUUGGUUUCGCGUAUUUAUGAAUGGAAACCAGAUUUCAAAUACUCCACUCGAAUCGUCUGCAUCUACAUCACUUGCUGUGCCUGCUUGUACAUGGUGAUGGUGCUAUAUAUUGUUGCCGGUAGAGGUCUAAGGAAAGGGCUUAAUGAAGUGAUCAAAGUAUUAGAGGAUACGGACGAUACAGCCGGAGGAACGACAGGAGUUUAUUGGAACAGGAUUAAAGAAGGAAUUGACGUGACCAUAAUUUGUUGGUACGUGGCCAUAGCCAUUGCGACAAUAAAAGAUAUAGCGAUCAUAGCUAAUAUGCUUUCUUGGUACAGAGGUCAUGUGUUGCGGCUGCAAAAAGGAGAGACAAACUUUCUGCCUUACAAUAUGGACGAGCAGGAACCGGUCGACAUCAUGGUUGCGAGCUUCAAGUUUGGUGGUUAUCAAGCUGGGUACAUCAUUUGGAGUUAUGUGAUUACUCAUUUGGUCGUGUUUUUCAUAAUUUUUCUUCUCGCCCUUGGCUUCAUCUGGCCUUUAACGUGGGGCAGUCUUAGCGAUGCAUUCAUCCCGUCAUUAAUGAUUUCAUUUUGGCCAACUGCGCUCAUCUCAAUCAUUACGAUAGUCGUACAACGACUGUUGGCGAAAUAUGUGUAUCUUCGAGACAAGGGCAAAACUUUGGCCUUGGACAAUCGACGCUUAUUCCACAUUGCGAACUACUUCCUUUUCUUUUUGAACAUAUUUGUCGGUUUGUUUUCCUGUCUCCUUCGUAUUUUCUACGCUGUUCUAGUCGGAACUGCAUUUUUACCGAGAUUGCAGAAGAGCGCUUUGCCAAGAGACUGGGAACUAUUUGAUCCUGGUUACAAAACUUAUAUUGGUCAUCUGUUCCUGGAGCAUACCCACACGAAUCCAGUGCUUUUCAUAUUCAAUCGUCUGAUGUGGGAGGCCGUCAGAAACAACGGCAGAAACCACGGCAGCAUGACAGAGGAAAUUGACGUCGAGGGUGGGGAGACAGUUUCUAGCGGAACGGCAUCGCGUCGAGGAAAAAUCCGCUGGCAUUUAGCACUCACUUUAAUUAAUAAUCCCGAGCUGAAGGAUCUUAGGCGAAAAGAUGAGCAGAAAGCCGAGGAAGCUAAGGGACCUGGGGCCUUUCAACAGUUCAAGACCAAAGUCGUGACCAAAAUCGAAGAGCUUCGCCAUAAUCACGAUGAAAAGUGUCAUCGCAAAGAAUCAAAAUUAUGAAUACGAAACGUCCAUUUUUUACAUUAAAUGUAAACGCUGUAUCAAAUAGAGCUGAAUAAAUUUACCGCUUUUGUUGAA